AUGAAGCUCACUUUCAAGGAUCUAAAGCAAGAGAAGUUCGUCAUCGAUGUCGAACCCUCUGAGACUGUUCGCGAGGUCAAGGCCAAGAUCGCCCAAGAAAAGGGCGAAUAUGAAGCCGAGCGCAUGAAGGUCAUCUACUCUGGAAAGAUUCUUCAAGAUGACAAGACCGUUGAAUCUUACAACAUCCAAGAAAAGGACUUUCUAGUCUGUCUGCCUCAAAAGCAACCCAAGGCCCCCGCUGCCUCCUCCCAACCCCCCGCCACUCCAGCUGCUCGAGCCCCUGUCUCUACGCCCGCUGCUCCUCCAGCUCCCCAGGCUGCCUCUGCUCCUCCUCCAGCUGCUGCCCCCGCAACACCGUCUCCAGCCGGUGCUGCUCAGUCUGGCCCCGCGUUCGGUGACCCCUCGACCCUGGCCAUGGGCUCCGCCGCCGAGGGCGCAGUUGUACAGAUGGAAGCUAUGGGCUUCGCCCGCACUGAUAUUGACCGCGCCAUGCGCGCUGCAUUCUAUAACCCUGACCGUGCCAUUGAAUACCUUCUGACCGGAAUCCCCGAAAACAUCCAGGAGCAACAGCAACAACAACCGCAACAAGCUGAACAGCCCGCGUCUACGGGCGCCCCCGCUGCCACUGGUGGCGAGGAGCCUCUGAACCUCUUCGAGGCUGCUGCCCAAGCUGGUGGUGAGGGUGGCCGGCCCCGUGGUGCUGGUGCCGCUGGUGCUGGCGCCGGUGCCGCUGGGGGUGAAUCUCUCAGCAGCGGCAGCCUUGAGUUCCUUCGCAGCAACCCUCACUUCCAGCAACUUCGCCAGCUGGUCCAACAACAGCCCCACAUGCUCGAGCCUAUCCUGCAGCAGGUCGCCGCUGGGAAUCCUCAGAUUGCUUCGAUCAUCGGUCAGAACUCCGAACAGUUCCUGCAACUUCUCGGAGAGGAGCUGGAGGAUGAUGAGGGUGCUCUGCCACCUGGUGCGCAGGCUAUCUCUGUCACGGAAGAGGAGCGCGAUGCGAUUGAACGUCUCUGCCGUCUCGGUUUCCCCCGCGACUCGGUCAUCCAGGCAUACUUUGCUUGCGACAAAAACGAGGAGUUGGCCGCAAACUUCCUGUUUGACCAGCCUGAUGAGGACGAAGAUUAA
Molecule: messenger RNA, 1125 nt
Organism: Penicillium olsonii
Lineage: Eukaryota; Fungi; Ascomycota; Eurotiomycetes; Eurotiales; Aspergillaceae
Source: the annotation of a GenBank genome assembly